UUUACCAUAUCUGCAGAUAAAGAGCAAAUUAAAGCAGAAAAUUCAAAUAUCACUGCCAUGAUGUACUUUAUUCUGUUGGGGUUUUCUGAUACUCCCAAUCUCCAGCGGAUUCUGUUUGGUGUAUUUUUACUCAUAUAUUUGAGUGUCUUGGUGUGCAAUAGCAUCAUAAUACUAAUUACAAAAAUUGAUCCUGAUCUCUACACACCCAUGUAUUUUUUCCUGGGCAAUUUUUCCUUUUUGGAAGUUUGUUAUGUAACAGUAACUAUCCCAAGAAUGCUCAUGGACCUUUGGAUUCAAAAAGGACAUAUCUCUUUCCUUGCCUGUGCUGUACAGAUGGGUUUUUUCCUUAUGCUUGGAGGCACAGAGUGUAUCCUCCUGACAGUGAUGGCCUAUGACCGCUACGUGGCCAUUUGUAACCCUCUCCAUUAUGCUCUAGUGAUGAACCACAAGGUCUGUAUUCAGCUGGUGGCUGCCUCCUGGAUCAGUACAGUUCCAGCUGUCAUUGGGCAAACAUGGCUGAUUUUCUCUUUGCCUUUUUGUGCAUCUCACAUGAUCAAUCACUUCUUCUGUGAUAUCCCACCCAUACUCAAGCUUGCUUGUGGUAACAAAUUUGUGACCGAAACAGCAGUCUUUGUAGUUACAGGUUCCGUGGUGUUUAUCAUGAUUCCAUUUCUGUUGAUUGUUGUCUCUUAUGGCAAAAUUAUCUGCAACAUUCUGAAAUUGUCAUCAGCCAGAGGGAGGUCUAAAGCUUUCUCCACCUGCUCUUCUCACCUGACAGUUGUGGUGUUAUUCUAUGGAACAGGUAUCAUUACUUAUUUACAACCCAAACCAAAUCAGUCUGAAAGAAUGGGGAAGCUAAUCUCUCUUUUCUACACUGUUUUGAUCCCAACUUUGAACCCAAUCAUAUAUACUUUGAGGAACAAAGAUAUCAUGAAGGCAGUGAGAAAACUACUAGCUAAAUUAUUAGCAUAA
Tupaia belangeri chinensis (Chinese tree shrew) is the source of this 972-nucleotide messenger RNA. RefSeq names its product olfactory receptor 10AG1-like. Bases 58 to 972 code for a protein of 304 amino acids. The transcript has a single exon. Gene Ontology annotation, cellular component: membrane. The record is from RefSeq and is a predicted model, not a curated record. Gene Ontology annotation, molecular function: olfactory receptor activity; G protein-coupled receptor activity. Gene Ontology annotation, biological process: G protein-coupled receptor signaling pathway. NCBI's taxonomy places the organism in Eukaryota, Metazoa, Chordata, Mammalia, Scandentia, Tupaiidae.